CACUGUCUACUCCCCUUUAACUGGUGACGGCCCCUUUAAGGGUUAUGUAGAGAGAAGGGCUGAUGUAGGACGACUCCUCUGUUUGCGCUGCCAUCCUCAUCAUGGCCUCCAAACAACCGCCGCUGCAACCGAGAAUGAGCACGAGCAGACGAGCUGUUGGCCCUUUCCUUCCCCGCGCGGAGACCAACAACGUUAAGCCGAAACAGAGGCACCGGUAGAGGGGUGCGCGCCGGGGGAUCAAGCCUCCGAGCUCAUGCCACCCCGUUCUCCUCGAUGUCUUCGUCAAAAGCCACUUACACCCAUUUGACAAAGAGGGAUGCAAACCCGGGCGGCGGCAGAAACAUGAACACGAAUAGGGAUUAUUCUAUCAAUCUAUCCGUGCAGCAAGUGCUGAGCCUCUGGGUGCAAGGCACGACGCUGCAACAUUUCACAGAGAUGUGGUACUGGGUGUUCCUGUGGGGUCUUUUCUCCUCGCUCUUCGUCCACGGGGCAAUGGGCCUGCUCAUGUUAGUCAUGCUGCAGCGCCACAAGAGGGGUCGCCUCAUCACCCUGGUCCUGGUCAGCGUGGGCUUCCUGGCCUCCUUGGCCGGUGGGGUCAUCACCAGUGCGGCCGUGGCAGGGGUGUAUCGUGUGGCAGGGAAGGACAUGGCCCCUCUCCAGGCCCUGGUGUUUGGAGUGGGCCAGACCACACUCUCUGUAGUCAUCUCCUUCUCACGUAUACUGGCCACUCUCUGAAGAGAUGACUCUGCUACACGGACAGACUCACUGACGAACAGACACACAAAAGAGGAGAGAGGAAAGGGGAAGGGAGGGACAGGUCCGAUAGACCGGAGUUCACAUCCCACCAGUUACACAAGCAGAGACGGCAAUGGGUGGCAGUUAACUGCAUGUAGUAUUUGAAGGAAAACAAACAGAGUCAAAUAGAAGAAGAGAAGAAGAUGGUGUCCCAGUCCUAGACGUCUAGACAUUUGAGGAUGGAUGAAUGUGGAAGAGUGCCCCCUAGUGUCUCUGUUCAGCCACUGCUACGUUUGCUAGAGCUCCCUUUGCUUACAAGGGACCUCUCAAUGCAGACCUCACUUCUGUGUGUCAAAGACACACACUUCCUUGGGCUCUCCACCAGUUGGCGAUGUCCACAGACUCUGUCAAGUGUCAAGCCAGUGAAACCACAUCCUGAACUGAAAGCUAAUUUGAGGUUCUAUGUGCCGAUGUCCUCUGGGACUUCAGUGUUGUAAAGGGGAAUGCUUUCAUGGCCAUCUCUACAGACGGUUGAAGGCUUUCUGUUCUAUUUGUGU
Oncorhynchus nerka (sockeye salmon) is the source of this 1292-nucleotide messenger RNA. RefSeq names its product transmembrane protein 170B-like. Gene Ontology annotation, cellular component: plasma membrane. The transcript has 3 exons. The record is from RefSeq and is a predicted model, not a curated record. The coding region runs from base 274 to 735 and encodes 153 amino acids. Gene Ontology annotation, biological process: negative regulation of canonical Wnt signaling pathway. Lineage: Eukaryota; Metazoa; Chordata; Actinopteri; Salmoniformes; Salmonidae.